This is a messenger RNA of Peronospora belbahrii, 1275 nucleotides long. Lineage: Eukaryota; Oomycota; Peronosporomycetes; Peronosporales; Peronosporaceae. The record is from the annotation of a GenBank genome assembly.
AUGGGCGACAGCGAAUGGGAGAAAUACGUGGACGAGGCAUCAGGCUCAGCGUAUUAUUACAACACAAGCACAGGUGAGUCAUCAUGGGAAGUCCCAGCAGGCUUGAAACCUCUGUUGGCGUCGGAUAUGAGCGAGGACUGCAAGACAACAAAGUGGCGUGAGUUUGUGGACGAUGCAUCUGGAGCUACGUAUUACUAUGAUGAAGUAAACGGCGUCAGUCGUUGGGAUAAACCUGAAGAUUCUUCAUAUGAAGAGAACGAGGAGGAAGCAAUCGAAGAUCAGAAUAAUAAGCAGGAGAGUAAGACUCAGGACAAUGAGAAGCAGCGAGACGAGAGUGUUGUAUUAGAACAGGAGGCACAAGGAGAACAGAAUGAGGACAACGGGGAGAAUGAAGAGAGAGACGACGUGUCUAGUUGUGAUAAUAAGUCUCAAUACAAUGAGAAAAAAGCAGAAGAGAUGCAAGAGAACAAUGCUGCUCGUGCUACUGCUGAGCAGUGGGUGAAGUAUAUGGAUGCUGCUAGUAACAAGCCGUACUACUUUAAUGCCAGUACAGGAAAGACACAGUGGGAGGAACCUGAGGGCUUUGAUGAGUCAGCACAAGCAGCAUUUUUCUUGACGGAUCAUCGGGUAUCCGCUGAGUAUCAGGCUUAUUUAAAUAUGGUGCGUACUAAACGACUGGCACGGGUGACCCAGCAAGUACUGGAUCCAUCGGGCAAUUUGAGUAAACUGAACACUAUUUUAAGCGACAUUGAUAGUAAGGCUCCUCUUGCUGCGGCUAAUGGAGAUGGAGAGACUGCUUCUGACGCUUCUCAGAUCGAAACAGCAGAGUGGCAACAACAUAUCGACGCGCAGACGCAGCGAUAUUAUUACCACAAUAUGGUCACGGGAGCUACGCAGUGGAACAAGCCAGAUGCACCUAUUGUCUCAGGGUUGGCGAAUUGGAUUCCACCGGAGGUGCCCGAGUCCAAUUCUACUGGUAGAGAUAAAACCAUUUCGGGUGUGAAUUAUGUAGCACGGGCAAAGUUCAACCGACUUACGGGAAAGUACGAGCAGCUUGGUGGUGACGAUUACUGGCAAAAUGUGGGAAUCGCAUCGGAUCGUGCGGGACGCCAGAUGAGCCAUUUUUUCGAUAUGACCGGGCUCGAGAAAAAUCGUGAAGAAGCACUUCGCAGAAAAGAGGAAUUGAAACGUAAGAACAUUGAUUGGAAGAAAAUAACGGCGGAGAAGAAGGCCAAGAAGCAGAAGCAGAGGAACGCGUGGCUAUUGACUGAUUAA